GACAGGGAUCUUGCAUUAUUUGUCUUUGCCUCCCCACAUAAUGCCGGAUAUUUGAUAAAAGUUUAUUGGGCUUGAGGAGACAUAUGGGAAUCUUAAAAGGAAGAAUAUCUUUGGUCCUACAGUUUUGCUGACAUUUUUCUAAGUGAUCUUGAACAGCUACUUCUUACAUAAAUACUUGUAGACUUCUUAUUUUUCACUACAGAAAUCUAAAACCUUUGGAUGUCAGAGACUUAAAAACACUACUCUUAGGAGAUCGUCUACAUUUAACCUAAGAGUUUCUCCCUUCUUAGUCCAAAAUGUUGAGAUACUGGGGAGAGAUACCAAUCUCAUCAAGCCAGACCAAUAGAAGUUCAUUUGAUUUGCUCCCACGGGAGUUCCGUCUGGUGGAAGUCCAUGACCCACCCCUGCACCAGCCAUCAGCCAACAAGCCCAGGCCCCCAACUAUGCUGGACAUCCCAUCAGAGCCAUGCAGCCUCACCAUCCAUACCAUUCAGCUGAUCCAGCACAACCGACGUCUCCGCAGCCUUAUUGCCACAGCUCAGGCCCAGAAUCAGCAGCCAACAGAAGGUAUAAAGACUGAAGAGAGUGAACCUCUUCCUUCCUGCCCUGGAUCACCUCCACUCCCUGAUGACCUCCUGCCUUUAGACUGCAAGAAUCCCCAUACACCAUUCCAGAUCCGGCACAGUGACCCAGAAAGCGACUUUUAUCGUGGGAGAGGUGAGCCUGUGACUGAACUCAGCUGGCACUCCUGUCGACAGCUCCUCUACCAGGCAGUGGCCACAAUCUUGGCCCAUGCAGGUUUUGAGAGUGCUAACGAAAGUGUCCUGGAGACCCUAACUGAUGUAGCACAUGAGUAUUGCCUUAAGUUCACCAAGUUGCUGCGCUUUGCUACAGAUCGGGAGGCCCGGCUGGGGCAGACUCCUUUCCCCGAUAUUAUGGAGCAGGUAUUCCAUGAAGUGGGCAUUGGCAGUGUACUUUCCCUUCAGAAGUUCUGGCAGCACCGCAUCAAGGACUAUCACAGUUACAUGCUACAGAUUAGUAAGCAACUUUCUGAAGAGUAUGAAAGGAUUGUGAAUCCUGAGAAGGCCACAGAGGACACCAAACCUGUGAAGAUUAAGGAAGAACCUGUGAGUGACAUCACCUUCCCUGUCAGUGAGGAGCUAGAGGCAGACCUUGCUUCUGGAGACCAGUCACUGCCCAUGGGGGUCCUCGGGGCUCAGAAUGAGCGUCUACCAUCUAACCUGGAGGUUGAAGCUUCGCCACAGGCUUCAAGUACAGAGGUAAAUGCUUCCCCGCUUUGGAACCUGGCUCAUGUGAAAAUGGAGCCUCAAGAGAGUGAAGAAGGGAACGUAUCUGGGCACGGUGUGCUGGGCAGCGAUGUCUUUGAGGAGCCCAUGUCAGGCAUGAGUGAAGCCGGGAUCCCCCAGAGCCCUGAUGACUCAGACAGCAGCUAUGGUUCCCACUCCACUGAUAGCCUCAUGGGGUCCUCCCCUGUCUUCAACCAGCGCUGCAAGAAGAGGAUGAGGAAAAUAUAAAAGAGAGAGAGGGAUAUUUUCUGUACAAACCUCCUAAGAACCAACAGGAAACCUUGCUGUUUUAGAAUUUCUUUCCAUAAACAGUGGUUUGAUUUAUUUUUAAACCCAGUGGAUCUUCCUAAUUUCAGUAGUACUGAGUUUAACCAAGGUUGCAUUUUACUUUUGCAGUUGUUGAACAGUUUGCCACAGCAAUCAAGCCACCUUUCCCAGACACGGAACACAACACCGAUGGUAAUCAGGAAACCAAAGCACUG
This is a messenger RNA of Orycteropus afer afer, 1789 nucleotides long. The record is from RefSeq and is a predicted model, not a curated record. Lineage: Eukaryota; Metazoa; Chordata; Mammalia; Tubulidentata; Orycteropodidae.